AUGUUCACGCAUCGGCUGAGCCUCUCGAGGCCUAUCGUCCUUCUCCUUCUCCUCUUCCAGGGACUAGGACUAGCCAGCGUCGGCGAUGCGGAAGUUACGCCGUCGGAACCUCACUUCCCAAGUUCAGCGAUCAGAAUUGAUAAAGCGAGUCUUGACAAAGUUAUCGAUAAGAAUAUGAAAAGUAUUCAAGACGCUCUACUACCGAUAGAUCCAUUGAACCUAAAGACUAUACAUUAUCCUAUAACGUCUAAAAUCUAUUUAGAUCUUCGCAACGGAUGGAUGCAAAAUUUAUCUUUAGUUAAUCGAGUUGGUCCAUGCACUCUCACAUACACUAAUAAGGUGCUAACUGCUGACAUAAAUUUUGGAUGGGAUAAAAUUGUUGCUGAUUUCCGUUACAAAUUGAAAAUGAUUUUUAUGUCAAGGAAAGGCGAUGCGCAUGUGAAGGUGUCUCAUUUAAGUGUUAAUACGGUCAUAGACGUAGAUUUUAACAAUUAUCUAAUAAUACUGAAGCGUCUAGAAUUUGUUCACAAAGGAAAAAUCAACGUAUCAAUACAAGGACAUAUAAUAGACAAAAUAUAUAAUCUUAUUAUUAAAGCUAUAACAAGUAUUGUCCAAAAGUCUAUUUUCAAGACAAUUGAGUCAAAGGCCACAGAAAUGAUUCAAUCCGAGAUCGAUGAAAUAAAUCAAAUUAUUAGUGAUCAUCAUCACCCGUUUACAUUCCUUAAUCUUGUAGCAUUAAAUAAUUCUGAUGUUUUCGUGUCUUAAUUUAAUAAAAUUGAUAUUGAUAAAACAAA
Messenger RNA from Ceratosolen solmsi marchali, 794 nucleotides. RefSeq lists its product as uncharacterized. Gene Ontology annotation, molecular function: lipid binding. The record is from RefSeq and is a predicted model, not a curated record. Lineage: Eukaryota; Metazoa; Arthropoda; Insecta; Hymenoptera; Agaonidae. Bases 1 to 765 code for a protein of 254 amino acids. The transcript has 5 exons.